AUGUGCUUAGUGUCAACUGGAAUCAGAGACACUUUCAAAUACAUCAAUACUGUGGUGUCUGCUCUUGUAUUCAUCGUUGGAAUAGUUGGAAAUUCAGCACUCUUGAGAAUCAUAUAUGAAAACAAAUGUAUGAGAAGUGGGCCUAACAUUCUCAUUGCCAGCCUUGCUUUGGGAGACCUGCUGCAUAUCGUGAUAGACAUUCCAAUCAACUCUUACAGGCUCAUGGCUGAGGACUGGCCGUUUGGUUUGGCGCUCUGUAAACUAGUCCCUUUCAUCCAGAAAACAUCUGUUGGAAUCACAGUGCUGAGUUUAUGUGCCUUGAGCAUUAACAGGUAUCGAGCUGUUGCAUCCUGGAAUCGAAUCAAAGGCAUUGGGGUUUCAACGUCGACAGCGGUAGAAAUAACUUUGAUAUGGGUGAUAGCAACAUUCCUGGCUGUGCCUGAAGUUGUCGGCUUUGAUCUGAUAACAAUGGAGUAUCGAGGACGGCAUCUGACAAUAUGUCUUCUUCACCCCACACAGACCAAUCACUUCAUGCAGUUUUAUAAAUCAGCAAAAGACUGGUGGCUCUUCGGCUUCUACUUCUGCACGCCGCUGGCUUGCACGGCUGUCUUCUACACUCUGAUGGCCCGGAAGAUGUUGAGGAAGAAUGAGAAUACCCUGAGGAACUAUACCAUACAGAGACGAGAAGUGGCCAAGACGGUGUUUUGCUUAGUGCUUGCGUUUGCCCUCUGUUGGUUACCGUUGUACCUGAGCAGAAUCUUAAAACUCACCAUUUAUGAUGAGAAGGAUCCUAAGAGGUGUCAGCUACUGAGUGGCUUUCUUGUCCUGGACUAUAUUGGCAUUAAUAUGGCAUCGCUGAACUCCUGUAUCAACCCUAUCGCUCUGUACAUGGUCAGCAAACGAUUCAAAACCUGUUUCAAGAAAUGCAUACGUUGUUGGUGCAUACCUCCUGAAGUAUUGACGCUUGAAGAGGUGCCGUCUAUCAUGAAGUCAAAGGUGCAGGACCAAGCCUCUGAGCACAGCAACACUAGAGCUAAUAAACCCACCCCCACUUGAAUAAGAGGACACUUGAAUGUUUAAACAAUAUAUAUUACUAUGACAUAUUCACUGAGGGGUUUUUUCUAUGC
Molecule: messenger RNA, 1127 nt
Organism: Coregonus clupeaformis (lake whitefish)
Lineage: Eukaryota; Metazoa; Chordata; Actinopteri; Salmoniformes; Salmonidae
Product: endothelin receptor type B-like
Exons: 7
Coding region: 1-1056 (351 amino acids)
Biological process (GO): regulation of blood pressure; G protein-coupled receptor signaling pathway; vasoconstriction
Cellular component (GO): membrane
Molecular function (GO): endothelin receptor activity
Source: RefSeq, a predicted model, not a curated record